AUGGCUAAAAAUAUGCCAUCCAACACCGUACCAAAAGCAAUGGUCGUUAAAAACGAGUCCUUCGGCGAAGGUAUGGCAAAACCAGACACAGGAACUGUGCCACCCACGUUCAGGCAAGCUGCCGAAGGUGACAGUCACCGCAUCUCUCGUCGAUGUGAGGGAAAUAAAGACAAUGACAAUGAAAAUCUGUCCGACACCAGCGAUGCUGCUGCUGAGAACAGUCAGACAAUCGAUAUCGGCCAUGGUGAGUUUGAUACCUACGCCAUUGCAUACAUAUGCAAAGAGAAGGCUAUUCGCAUGAAGAAAGCCGUGGAAGAGACUAAAAACAAUACUGAAACUUUCAAGGCAAAUGACAGCAACAUGCACACACAAGCCAGGGAUCCGAAUCCGAUGUACACACAAAAUAUGAACCCUCAACCGAUGGACACCGAAAACGACGUUAACCCCAAUCCGAUGUACCUGCAAAGCAGCCCUGGACCCACCUUCAAGUCAAAUAAGAGUGAUGACAAUCCCUGCACCCAGACAUCAGCUGAUACACAUCAGCAAGCCUUCUCCAGGCCAGAGGCUAACAACGAUGACAACCAUUGCCUUCAACCAUAUGCUGUAGCACGUUACCAGGACGAUGAUGAGGCAUCAUCUUUGAAAAUGCCAGGAGACAAUGAGGGCCAUCCAUGCAUUCAACCAGAUGCAGUUACACAUCAUGAAGAUGAUAAAAUUGCCAUAGAAUCAGGUAACUGUGGUGUCGUCCAGCCGUAUACCGUUCAAUACGAAGAAGAUGAAACAUUCGGUGAGUCAGCAAACAAUGAUGUCAAUCCCUGCAUCCAACCAUAUGCAGUUACCCAACAAGAAGACCAGGAGCCCUCACUCAACUGUGAUGACGGCCAGCCUUACGCUGGGAAAUACCACCAAGAUGACGAUAGUACUAGUGGCAGUGCUGCGUCUAAAAACAGACAUACAUCCAGUAUCGCAUCUGAAGAUGAGGUCAUUCAACCACACGCUGCCGCAUACAUGUGCCAGGGUGACGUGGGGUGGAACACAACUUCAGGAGACACUCAAGCAAGCCUGGACACCCAGAAUCAGAAUCAACCAACGGCUGCUUCAAAUAGCAUCAAUGAUGUCUCGACCAGCCCGUCGAGCAAUGAUGUUCUCCAUGCACUAGAUCCAAAUCCGAUGUACGCGGCCGCAGACAUGGUACGGGGUGACGUGGGGUGGCACACAGCUUCAGAAGACACUCAAGCAAGCCUGUCCUCCCAGAAUCUACCAGCGGCGGCUUCAAACAGCAUCAAUGAUGUCUCGACCAGCCCUUCGAGCAAUGAUGUCCUGCAUUCACUCGAUCCGAAUCCGAUGUACGCUGCCGAAGACAUGUGCCAGGGUGACGUGGGGUGGAACACAGCAAGCCUGUCCUCCCAGAAUCUACCAGCGGCGGCUUCAAACAACAUCAAUGACGCCAACGAUGUCCUGCACGCACUCAAUCCAAAUCCGAUGUAUGUGCCAAACGUCCAGCAGCCUGCAGCACACGGUGGUGACGUAAAGCAGAAGAAGAUCACGUUUGGUGGGAUGGGAAAAGAACCUGGAAAAUUCCUGGGGAUCAAGGGAACAGCCGUGUCUGCUGACAAUGAGAUAUUUGUGACUGAUCAGUCAACCAAACGAGUCCAGGUCUUCAGUAUAAAGGGGGCCUUUCUCCGCCUCUUUCCAACAGUCGUGCCAGGUGAAAGUACGAGAAUGCGCCCUUAUGGUGUUGCUAGCGACGUGGAGUCUGGCUACCUGUGGGUACUGGGGAAGAGCUCGCGCUCCAAUGGACAUGUUGUACAGUACAGUAAGAACGGACAGCCCAUCAAAAAGUUUGACCUAAGCCUCAAGAGCUUCUAUCCCGUCAUCGCGAUGGACGUGCGCAACAAUAAAGUUAUCGUGGGAGACAAAACAACCAUUAUGACGUUUGAUCCAAACGGAUCUCGCAUUUGGAGUUCAGAAGUGCCUACGGAAGAGGCGAUCAUAGGAGUCACAUCGGACAAUGAGGGAAAUGUCCUGCUGACGGAUUGGCAUAAAAAGGUCUACAAGUACAAUCCCUCCGGAGUAAAGAUAUUUGAAUUUGGCACCCGGGGAGACUCUCUCAGAGGCAUUUGUCUGGACACCUCUGGUCGCGUCAUUGUGGCGAGCUUGUUUAACCACCGGGUAGACAUGUUCACAAGCCAGGGCGAGUUUGUCCACACCAUCGCGAGCAUUGAAUGCCCACGGGAUGUCGCUAUGGGACAAUGUGGAGAUUUGGUGGUGACUAGUUCAAAUACAAACACUGUAACUAUCUUCCCACGGCACAUGGUGCUUCCUUGA
Messenger RNA from Branchiostoma belcheri (Belcher's lancelet), 2328 nucleotides. RefSeq lists its product as uncharacterized. The record is from RefSeq and is a predicted model, not a curated record. The transcript has 2 exons. Gene Ontology annotation, molecular function: protein binding. The coding region runs from base 1 to 2328 and encodes 775 amino acids. Gene Ontology annotation, cellular component: extracellular region. Lineage: Eukaryota; Metazoa; Chordata; Leptocardii; Amphioxiformes; Branchiostomatidae.